This is a messenger RNA of Plasmodium relictum, 597 nucleotides long. Its product is annotated as conserved protein, unknown function. The record is from RefSeq and is a predicted model, not a curated record. The transcript has a single exon. Gene Ontology annotation, biological process: mRNA splicing, via spliceosome. NCBI's taxonomy places the organism in Eukaryota, Apicomplexa, Aconoidasida, Haemosporida, Plasmodiidae. The coding region runs from base 1 to 597 and encodes 198 amino acids. Gene Ontology annotation, cellular component: spliceosomal complex.
AUGAUAAAGAAGAGAAAAUUAAAAAUUGAUAACAAGCGUAUAAGAAUUCCGUUAGAAAAAGAUGAAGACUUAAAAAUUCAAGAAAAUACUAUAAAAGAAUUAAAUCAUCAAAGUUUUAAUAUAUUGAAAUUAGAAACAUCAAAAAAUCUUAAAUUACUUCAAAAUUUAAGAUUAAAAAAGAAAGGAAUAAAUUCUGACAAUAUAAAUUAUGAAUCAAAAGUUUUAGAAAAAAAUGAAAAAGAAAAAAAAUUAUUAGAUAAACAAUUUACAAAAAACUUUACUGAGAAAGAAAUAGAAGAUGCUCAUGUAGAGUCAUUUAUAAGAGAAAAUAUGAAGGAAUUUUAUGAAGAAAACGAAAAGACAAAAAAACAAAAAGGAGAACAGGAUGAUGUUAUUAAAGAUUUAUAUAAAUUAUCGGAUCAUUUGAAAGUUAAAAGCUCUAUUAAUGACAACUCUGAAAAAUUAAAUUGCAUUACUGGAAUCACUGAGAUUCCAUUGCCGGUAGAAAUUAAAUUAAAAAAUAUCGAGGAAACAGAGAAAAUUAAAAGGAAAAUUUUAAGAAAAGCAAAAUUUAUUAAUAAAGAAAAUAAUAGUUAA